GCAAUUGACAACUAAACUGUCGAUUUGACAGCUGUCCUCAAAAAGUUGUCCUUUUUGUACGAAAAUCAUCCAGUUUUCCAGCAUUCCAUUGAGUGAAUUCCGCCAAAGUCGAGUUAGUGAAAUUAAAGUGAACCUCAGCAAUGUGCUGACUGAAUCGGCGUCGGACUGUGAACACGAUUGGCUGUUUGAAGAACAGUUCUACGAUGACAUUGGUCUGACGUAAAAGGUUAUAGGCAGCUAAAAGAAACAGCAUUGUCAACCGCAACGAUUCGUGAAGGCCCACGCUUCAUUGUGGUGAGUCCCUAAAAUGGAAAACAGUGAACUUUAUUCAACUGAAGCACUUUUUUCUGAAACAAUCAGAAAUAUGGCAGUGAAGCAAAAGAAUGUGGUGGGCCCCAUCGCGCCGAGUCCGGAGCAAAGGCUGGAGAUCAUUCUCCGAGUGCUGCAGAACAUCCAGGCGGAAGAAGGCACUCAGACGAACGUCUACAGCCAAAUCGUCAUGGGUCUGGGUACUGUAGCGGUGCCAAACGAUCCGAUCGCUUACAUGAAGUUCAUCCACGACAUCAAACGCGUCCAGGACAUCUUGGUCAAGUCCAACGAAAAGGAGACGGUGAUUUUCGUCACACUGAAGUCGCUCUACGACGAGAUUUCCAAUCCAUGCAAAACCCCCAGUCCGGUGAUGUCGAUUGUGCUGCAGCUUAUCAACGUGGAGUUUUUACCUGCUGCGGUCAAGUUCAUCCUCGAAUCGGGAUACCCAGACCAGAAUCUAGAGCGGGCGCUUCACACGCUCUGCACAUGGCUGUCCAAGUGGACCUCUACGGAAAACCUCGGCCCCCUUGUGCUGGCUUUUAUGAAAGGUCUAGAACAGGAACAGUUCUAUGACAUCCUGGUUGAAGUCACCCUGAACACCAUCGAGCCGCUGUUCAAGCUGAUCUGCAUCAUCGGGAGCAGACGAAGCGUCUUCCCAGUCGUCCAUCACAUGCUGAUCCGCAUGCAGAAAAGCCCGGAAGCGUUCCACAAAGUCAUCCCUCACGCUCCCACGGUGAUUUCCAUCCUGGCCAAAGACGAAUCUAGCAAGCAGUACCUGUUUCCAUUGAUCUCGGCGUUUUCGGCGCUGAUGGACCAUUUUUCCGGUUACGACGAGCUGUACGAGCCGCUCCGACAGGCCUUGCAUCCGUUUUGCAGCGGCGCCAGCUACAAGAAGCCGUUGGGUUGCCAGAGUUGGUCCUACAACGGGUCAGUGGCGCUGCCAUUGCGCAGCUCCGUUGAGAAAGUGGGGCUCUACAAUUUGGGCAACACUUGUUACAUGAACAGCGUGCUCCAAGCGCUCUACAUGACUAGGAGUUUUCGCAACAGCGUGCUCUCGCAUCAGAGCAUUCUGCUUCCGCCGCUCUUUUUCAAGCUGCAGGUGCUGUUUGCGUUGCUGCAGCACUCCAAGAAGGCCUGCCUGUCUCCCAAUGAGAUUCUCACCUUGUUGAGGCCGCCGGGGUUUGUGAUGGGCCAUCAGCACGACAGCUCCGAGUUUCUGGGCUAUCUGUUGGACUCGCUGCACGAACAGGAGAAGAAUGGGAUGGUGUUGGAGGGCGCCGCCCAGGAGACGCCCGCCACUGUGGUGCAACAGUCGUUUGGCGGGCAGACGGUGACGGUGUCGCAUUGCAGCGAGUGCGGCACCAAGAGCGAGCGGGAGGAUGAUUUCCGGGAGUUGCAGCUGUCCUUCCCGCAGGACGCCGACAACCAGAGCGUUCAGAAUCUGCUGGACUACUUCCUGCAGUCCGAGAAACUGUGCGGGGACAACCAGUAUCGGUGCGAUGUUUGCGACAGGUUGACUGACGGCGAACGGAUAACCAAAAUCAUCGCAUCCCCAACGCAUUUGGUGCUCACUUUGAAGCACUUCCGGUACGACCACACUUCGCAAACCCGCACCAAACUCCUGCAAAGAGUCAACUUGGACAACCGAAUCUGCUUGGAGGGCACAUUCUUCGACCUGUACGCGGCCGUCGUUCACUACGGAUCGAGCGUGGACUCGGGGCAUUACUACACGUUUGCCAAAGACACGGCCGGUUGGUUCAAGUUCAAUGAUAGCGCAGUGAGUAAAUCGUCGGAGGACAGUUUGCACAUGCUGAAGCCGCCCGAGACGCCCUACAUUUUGUUUUAUGCGCGUGAAGAUCUGGCCGAACCGGAAAAUCUGCCCUGCGAAGGGCUUUCGAACCGUCUACGGCUGGUUGUUUCCAAAGACCAUUCGGAAAGCGAGCGGCUGCCACGGCCGCCGCUGAACCGCGACGGCGGSCGGCACAGGAAGGACGACGACCAACCGCCGCCCGGUUGCGGGGGCGGCGGCUUCAACGGCACCCCGGGCAACAUGUUUGUCUGCUGAGACUGCAGUUUCUUUGUAAUUUAUACAUACUUAUAAAUAGUCUGUACAUUUACUUAACAAGUAAGGUUCACGAUUUGCGGAUUUUGGCAUUCAAAUGUGAUAGCUUAAUUUUUCCCCCUUUUUCUUCUUCUUUGUUGUAUAUAAUAAAUUAAACCUUGUUUCGA
Dendroctonus ponderosae (mountain pine beetle) is the source of this 2538-nucleotide messenger RNA. RefSeq names its product ubiquitin carboxyl-terminal hydrolase 35 (gene DUBAI). The transcript is spliced from 5 exons. Gene Ontology annotation, cellular component: nucleus; cytosol. Gene Ontology annotation, biological process: protein deubiquitination. The record is from RefSeq and is a predicted model, not a curated record. Gene Ontology annotation, molecular function: cysteine-type endopeptidase activity; cysteine-type deubiquitinase activity. NCBI's taxonomy places the organism in Eukaryota, Metazoa, Arthropoda, Insecta, Coleoptera, Curculionidae. The coding region runs from base 308 to 2374 and encodes 688 amino acids.